Molecule: messenger RNA, 1482 nt
Organism: Lycium ferocissimum
Lineage: Eukaryota; Viridiplantae; Streptophyta; Magnoliopsida; Solanales; Solanaceae
Exons: 2
Coding region: 12-1277 (421 amino acids)
Source: RefSeq, a predicted model, not a curated record
GAUAGCUGGAGAUGGGGAGGGUGAAGUUGGAAGCUCAACAAUCCAAGAACACAAUAAAUCAUUUCAGUCAUCCCCACACUUUAGAGCUAAUCACUCAUCAAUAUUUUGCUCCAUCACAGCUAUGUUCAGGCUGCAAGAUUCAAGCCAUUGGAUCAGUCUACACUUGCAAAUCUUGCAACUUUUUUCUCCACCCUGAAUGUUCCCAAAUGUCUCAGCAAAUCACUCAUCCAUUUGACAAAGAACACAAUUUGACUCUCCUCCCAAAGCCCAUUUACCCUGAAGGGAAUUUCCAGUGUGAUGCAUGUGGGGAAACUGGGGAUGGCUUUUCUUACCACUGCAAAACUUGUGGCACUGAUCUUCACAUACUAUGUGCAGUUCUCCCACAAUGUGUCAUUCAUUGGUCUCAUCAUCACCAGCUCGAGCUUCAAUUUUCGCCUCCUUAUCCUGAUAAAUCGUUCUGUUGUGAUAUUUGUAAGAAUCUUGGUGCCAAUCACUGGCUUUAUAGAUGCCAUACUUGUGGUUUUGAUGCGCAUUUGAAUUGUACAAAGUUACAAAGUCCACCACAUCAAAGUCGUUUCCAUCAACACCCAACAACAAGUACUAAUUCUAGGUCUGCUCCUCAGCAGCAUCAAACGUCUGGCGUGGACCAGCAUCAUUCUGCAGGGGUAUAUCAUAUGAAUCAGGGGAUUAACAACGGCACUACUGUUGUACCGCCAUUAGGGGCUAGGCAGAACGAUGAAAUUUCGCCCCAAGAAAUUCUGCGAAAGCAAAUGGAAGAUCAGGAUAAAUUGAUGGCAGAGAUGAUCAUGGGUGCCGUUUCUCAUCAGACUCAACAACUAAACCAACUCAUUGAUGUAGGGCUAAAUCAUCCGAAUCAAGGUACUAACAACGGAACUGCUGCUGCACCACAAUUCGGGGCAAGUCAGAACAAUGAAAUGUCGCUCCCUGAAAUUCUGCGAAAACAAAGAGAAGAUCAGGAUAAAAUGAUACAAGAAAUGAUCAUGGGUGCUACUUCUCGGCAUAAUCAACAACUAAGCCAGCUCAUAGCUGCAAGUUCUAGGCAGAACCAAGAAAUAAACCAGCAAUUCAACCAAACACUUAUGAAUUAUGCCUCUGCUGGUGCAGGACAAGGAGGAAUGCCAAAUGUAUACCAAAAUAUGAUGGGUGCUGGUGGAUUUAAUAACGGUGGAGCUGGAAACAUCUUACAAGCAUUAUCAGGUGGUGGUGGAAUUGGUGGUUUGGAUUUGAGUGCAUUGUUUGGAAACCUCAACUUAUGAAAAUUAUUUCAGAACUCUCAGAUAAAAAAACAGUGAAAAGACUCUUAAUUUUAUUGCUAAAAUAUUUCGAUUUCCUAUUUCGAAUCAUUUCCGCUACAGGCAAGGAACAAUAAGCAAUAAACACCUUUGUGCCUCUGCUAACUAUCUGUAAUGUAAUUCAUAUUUGCACAUGGUUUUUGUGAAUUUAAAGUUAUUAUUGAUUUGA